AUGCGGCCGAAUACAUCAUGCAAAAAUAAUGUUUUUGAUAUUUUGUAUGGUAAUACGAAAACUAGAGCUAUGGAAUAUGGUAAUAAAUUUGAAGGCUUAGCAAUUUCAACAUUGGAAAAUAUAAUUAAAAAACCAAUCAAAAAAUGUGGCUUAUUCAUUGACGAUGAUGUACCAUAUUUAGCAGCAACACCAGAUGGUAUUAUCGAUGAUGAUGCUAUUGUCGAAAUAAAAUGUCCCUACUCAGUAAAAGAUUAUACAAGUUUGGAAGAAGCUGAAAAAAAGAUUCCGUAUUUGGAGAAAAAAAAUAAUAUUACCACGUUAAAAAAAGACAGCAACUAUUAUUAUCAGAUACAGGGACAAAUGCGUAUUACAAAACGUCAUUUAUCCUAUUUUUUUAUAUUUACUCCUAAUUGGACAAAGUUAGAAGUUAUAGAAUAUUCCGAAACAUUUUGGAAAGAAAAAAUGUUUCCUAAAUUAACAUUAUUUUAUGAAGAAUGUUUAUUGAGAGAAAUUGUUGACUCUCAGUAUAGCAAACGCAUGUUAAAAAGCGACAUUAUUGACCCCCCAUAUAUAGAAGAAAACAUAAAGGAAUUUAAAGAAAAAAAAAUACGAACGUUCAUGCAACAAUAA
Rhopalosiphum padi (bird cherry-oat aphid) is the source of this 630-nucleotide messenger RNA. RefSeq lists its product as uncharacterized. The record is from RefSeq and is a predicted model, not a curated record. The coding region runs from base 1 to 630 and encodes 209 amino acids. NCBI's taxonomy places the organism in Eukaryota, Metazoa, Arthropoda, Insecta, Hemiptera, Aphididae. The transcript is spliced from 5 exons.